GUCAGUGCAUGACCGUCAACGCAGCAGACAUUUUGGUCAAAAUAGAGAGAGACUUGCAGUUUAUCUCCUGAUUAGUGCAGUAAGACAAGACCCUUGUUAAACUGCAGCUACAUUACACUUUACCUUCAUCAUGUGGUAUGAAAUACUGCCCGGAUUUGGUAUAAUGACGGCUUGUUUGAUCAUUCCUGGAGUGGCCACUUCUUACAUACAUAAAUUUACCAACGGUGGAAAGGAGAAAAGAAUCGCAAGAGUUCCUUACCAGUGGUACUUGAUGGAGAGAGACAAGCGAGUGUCAGGGACUGGACUAUAUUACCAGUCAAAGGGACUUGAAAACAUUAAAUGAAGAUUUUGCCAUACCUCUGCCCCUGUCUAAAUGUUUUGCAACAUGCAUUUUGACUAGCCAUCUAUUAAAAUUAUUUAUAUAUGUA
Messenger RNA from Ictalurus furcatus (blue catfish), 428 nucleotides. RefSeq names its product NADH:ubiquinone oxidoreductase subunit A1 (gene ndufa1). The transcript is spliced from 3 exons. NCBI's taxonomy places the organism in Eukaryota, Metazoa, Chordata, Actinopteri, Siluriformes, Ictaluridae. The record is from RefSeq and is a predicted model, not a curated record. Bases 131 to 343 code for a protein of 70 amino acids.